CCAAUUUAUAAAACCUUUGUCAAAAUUGUGACAUUGAGGUUCUAGCGACAAUAUGACGAUUUACCAGUGUUUACGGCGUGUUAUUGUAUCUGCAUCUGCAGCUAGACCUGUUAACUAUGUGGGACUCAGAGCUGGACUGAGAACAUCAUGCGUUCAUCACACCAUCAAGGACAAACCUGAGCUAGACUCAGUUGUGACAUAUGAACAACUUAAGGUCAUGCUGACCCGUCACAGUGUCCAGUUAUUUGACGUCCGAAAUCCAGAUGAGUUCAAGGCAGGCCGCAUUCCCGAUUCUGUCAAUGUUCCAUUGGGACAGCUUGAGGAAUCACUGAAGCUUUCUCCAGAGAAAUUUGAAAAGCGUUUCAAGGUCAAGGCACCCAAAAAGGAGGAUGAUGACAUCGUUUUUCACUGCCAAAAAGGCCGAAGAAGUUUAACAGCUCUUGAAACUGCAUGGCGUCUAGGAUUCAGCAGGGCACGUCACUAUGCAGGAGGAUACAGUGAAUGGGCUGAGAAAGAGAAGAAGUAGAUAAUUGCUGUAAAGCACAUUGAGAAGCACAUCAUUCUCACUUUUCCUUUGUGUUUGCAAAAGAUUUUAAGUAAACGCCUACAAUUUGAUCUGCUUUUCUUUGCACCUUUUGCAAAGGCAUUUACCAUUCUGUUCACACCUUGUAGGAUUAAGACUUAAUCUAACCAGAGCUUGGGAUCAAAAGCCUUUUAAUGCAUACUGAAUUCAAAUUUUAAAAACCAAUAUAAGGUUUCAUUUCGGCUUCCACUUCAGAUCACGUGUUGUAAAUAAUACCAAUCAAUAAUUCUUCAAUACUUCAAUUAAUCAAUAUUAUUUGAUUAUUUUCCUCAAAAAUGCCUUGCUUUCAUGAUAUUGUCCAAUCACAGUACUAAUGGCAGAAUCUUUCUUUUUAUGUUUACUGUGUUUGGUAUUCAGCAGAAACAUGGAAUCUGUUUUUAUGUGUGUAAUAUAAAAUAAAAUACAUGAUAAAAAUA
Tachysurus vachellii is the source of this 999-nucleotide messenger RNA. Its product is annotated as thiosulfate:glutathione sulfurtransferase. The transcript has 4 exons. Gene Ontology annotation, molecular function: thiosulfate-cyanide sulfurtransferase activity. The coding region runs from base 53 to 526 and encodes 157 amino acids. Lineage: Eukaryota; Metazoa; Chordata; Actinopteri; Siluriformes; Bagridae. Gene Ontology annotation, cellular component: mitochondrion. The record is from RefSeq and is a predicted model, not a curated record.